AUGGCCUCCGUCUUCCACGCUUUCCCGCAGCUGCCCACCGCGGCCCCGCGCCUGUCCAGACGGCUUUUCGUCGCCAAACCGUGCAUCCACUCGCCCAUCCGUGCCGCCGUGUCCAUCUCGCCAUGCGCUGCACCCCGCCCCGCCGUGCUGCGGUCGAUACGCUGGAAGUCGACCCUGCCAUUGCGCAGCAGCGCGACCAUCGAGGCAGCCGGCCGUGCUGCCAUUGUCCAAGCUGCGGCUAAGAGCGAGACCCACGACGACACCCAAUCGAGCAGCUUCCCCAAGACCACCUCCAAGAGCGUCGCAUACUGGUUGCUCGGCAGCGCAGCCAGCGUCUUCGGCAUCGUCAUCUUCGGAGGCCUCACCCGACUCACCGAAUCGGGCCUCAGCAUCACCGAAUGGAAGCCCGUCACCGGCUCGCUCUGGCCUGGCAGCCCCGAGGCGUGGCAGGAGGAAUACACAAAGUACAAGUCGUCGCCCGAGUUCGCAAUGCUCAACUCCAGCAUGACCCUCGCAGAGUUCAAGCACAUCUAUUUCAUGGAAUGGGCUCAUCGCCUGUGGGGCCGUGUCAUCGGCGUCACCUUCCUCCUGCCCACCGUCUACUUCAUCGCCCGCAAACGCGUCACGCCCUCGACCGCCGCCAAGCUCGUCGGCAUCUGCGGCAUGAUCGGCUUCCAAGGUGUCAUCGGCUGGUGGAUGGUCAAGAGCGGGCUCAAGGACGACCUCUUCGAGCCCGGCAGCCACCCGCGCGUCAGCCAGUACCGCCUGACUGCCCACCUCGGCACCGCUUUCCUCGUCUACUGCUCCAUGGUCCUCACCGGUCUCAACAUCCUCAAGGAGCACCGCAUGCUGGCCAAUCCUGCGGCCGCUGCCGAGUCCAUCAAGGCUCUGCAGUCUCCCGUCCUGAAAACUUUCCGCCGCUCCGUCGUUGGCCUGACCCUCCUUGUCUUCACCACCGCCAUGUCCGGCGCCCUCGUUGCCGGUCUCGACGCUGGCCUGAUCUACAACGAGUUUCCCUGGAUGGGUCUUGCUCUCACCCCACCCAAGAAAGAGCUCUUCGAUCCAUGGUACAGCCACGUCCCAGACCAGUCCGAUCUCUACUGGCGCAACGCUCUCGAGAACCCCUCGCUCGUCCAGCUCGACCACCGCAUCUUGGCCACCACCACCUUCACCGCCAUCAUGGCUCUCUUCGCCUACACUCGCUUUGCCAAGCGUGUGCGCACCACCAUCCCCACAGAUGCGAACAAGGGCGUCUUUGGCAUGGUCCACCUCGUCACGCUGCAGGUCACGCUGGGCAUCACCACGCUCAUCUACAUGGUCCCAACAUGGCUCGCUUCUGCACACCAGGCAGGUGCCUUGGCUCUGCUCACCGGCGCAGUGGUUCUGUACAGCAGGAUCUCAAUGCCCCGCCGCGCCAUCCUGAACCAGGUCAUGAAGCAGGGCGCCUCUCGGACCCAUGCCGUGCCGCAUAUCAAUGCGCGUGUUGAAGCCGCCAAGGCCGCACAGAAGAAGAUGUAA
This is a messenger RNA of Ascochyta rabiei, 1518 nucleotides long. RefSeq names its product Cytochrome c oxidase assembly protein cox15. Gene Ontology annotation, biological process: heme A biosynthetic process. Gene Ontology annotation, molecular function: oxidoreductase activity, acting on NAD(P)H, heme protein as acceptor. The coding region runs from base 1 to 1518 and encodes 505 amino acids. Lineage: Eukaryota; Fungi; Ascomycota; Dothideomycetes; Pleosporales; Didymellaceae. The transcript has a single exon. The record is from RefSeq and is a predicted model, not a curated record. Gene Ontology annotation, cellular component: mitochondrial inner membrane.